This is a messenger RNA of Vidua macroura (Pin-tailed whydah), 2794 nucleotides long. RefSeq names its product regulator of G-protein signaling 9-like. Lineage: Eukaryota; Metazoa; Chordata; Aves; Passeriformes; Viduidae. Bases 1249 to 1884 code for a protein of 211 amino acids. The transcript has 2 exons. The record is from RefSeq and is a predicted model, not a curated record.
GUCACAGCCCGGCCUUCUGCUCCUCAUCCUCUGCUGCUUGGUCCCCAAAGAGAAAAGUUGCCUGGUACAAGCUGAACUCCACUUUGUGCCAGCCAAGAAAUUGUUUGUUUCCAUGUGUUGUUUAAUUUCUUUUGGCCAUGGCUUCCCUGCAUUCAUCUGUCUAAUAAAAAUAAAUGUAGAAAACAGAAAAAGAACCGAGUUCAUCCUUCUCUGUCAUGUCUCAGUGUGUUCAUCCUUCUCUGUGCCAUCUCUGCGUGUGUGUGUACAUGUCCUGUGUGUGCCUCUGCUCUCAGCUCCUCUCCUUGGACACUUGAGCUGCGUUUCAUUUUGCUGGGACUAAGUCCUUGAGAAAUGGGAGGGGACCUGGCAUGCAGCAUGUGCUGUCCUUGUCCUGUCCAGUCUGUGCUUGGGCUUGCCCUGAGGGCUGGCUGAGCUCUGCUGGAGCCUCCCCAGCUGCAGCCAGGGACACUGGGGUUCCAGCAUGAGAUGGGACUGGUGUAGGAGCCACCAGGGCUGGGGCUCAGGGUCUGCCCCCAGCCCCGGCUGGUGCCGUGGGUGUGACAUGGUUGUGCUGUUCAUAACCAAGAUCACAUUCCCGGGAUGACAGCCUCCUCCACGCCUGCAGCUAAUCGUUGUGAGGAAUGAGGCAAGCUGGUGUCUCCUCCAGCAUCCCGCGGGUGUGGGGCUGGAUCUGUCAGCACCCGCUGGGGCUGUGGCAGCAGUGACCCCGCAGGCAAGUUGUGACACCUCGGUGCUCUGGCAGGGGGAGGGCAGGGAAGGGGACAGAGCUGCAGGAGAGGGGGACACCAGCACAGGCUUGGCUGGGGUGGCUGGAGCUGCCUCCCAGCUGAGCCCUUCUCUCCUGGCAGCACCAAAGAAGUAAAGGAUUUUAUUGUAAAAUGCAGGCGAAGCCGGUGGGAAGAAAUUAUGUCCAACUCCAGUUCAGAAGGCUGAAUGAUUUAUUUAUUAUAACCAUGCUAUAAUACAUUAAUAUACUAUAUAAAGGGAGAUACUAAAACUACAAACCUACUUGUUCUAACUCCCAUCUCUAACUCACCCACAACUCGUGACCCUCUCUGAGAGUCCAGCCACAGGUGGGUUGGAUUGGCCACCAGGCUCAAACAAUCCUCACCAGAAUCCAACCAAGCAAUCACCCCAGGUAAACAAUUCUCCAAACACAUUCCACAUGGGAAAAACAAGGAGCAGAAAUAGAAAUUGUUUUCUUUUUCUUCCUCUCUGCGCACCUCUAUGAAAAAUCCUGAGAGAGAGACAAAUGUGCCUGCCACAGGGAUUGUCCUGAAGAAGCCUGGGGAGCCCUGGGUGUCUCCCCCAGACCUGACCGAGCCUCUCUCCUUUUCCUCCCCACAGCCAGGCCACCCGCCUGCCCACGCUGGCCCCAGCACCCCGGCAUCGCCUGCAGCCGCUCCCCAGGCCCUGCCUCCCGUGUGCCCCGGGCCCCCGGCCCUGCCCCAGGGCCCCGCCUGCCCCUCACCCACCCGCCUGGCCCUGGGCAGCACCGCGGGGCCCCGGCCGUGCGGGCCCGGCCCUUUCCCGUCCGGCGGCAGGAGAUCCGCCCGGGCCUGGGCCCGCUUCCUCCGCAGCGGCUGCUGGAGCUCGGGCAGCCUGGCCACGCUGGCGGCCCGGUGCCCGGCCGUGCCCCACGGCAAAGUGCAGCCGCUGGGCGGGCGGGAGCGGCGGCUGCGGCCGGACAGCAGGACGGUCAGCAGCUUCUUCCAAGUCAGAACGGCCGCGCCUUCGGAGAGCCCAGCCUGCCCCGGGGGCUCCGGGCACGGAGAGGACAGGCAGCGCCGGGCUCGGAAGGAUUCUGCAAAGGAGCUGAUCCGCCCCUGGGAGACCCCCAAGGAGGAGGGGAGAGCGGGGUAACCCCGACACGCAGCUCCUGCCAGGCCUGAGAGCGCAGUGUUUGCCAUGCAUGGCUCAGCACGCGUUGGAAAAGUGUGUUGGAGCCAUCCUCCAGCACCAGGGACACCCAGACCACCACAGCUCCGGAUAACAGCCCCGGGUGCGCCCAGCUGUUUGUGAUCCAAGAGCUCCAAGCCUUUCUGGACUGGUUUUCUUUCCUGUUGUCGGUGUGUUCAGUUCUGCUCAUGACAGGCUUGUCGAUAAACGAGCCUGGUUUCAUGCCUUGGAGCAGAUGGAGGACGUGUGGGUGAUGUCCUGGGAAACGGUGUCUUAUCGGAGUUUGUGGCUUGGCCAUGAGGUGUCAGCACACUGAACACAGCCCAGCUGGAGCAGGGCUGGCAGAGCAGGACUCAGGCUUCAGUGCCAAAACUGGGGCAUGUUUGUGUCCCCAGCCCGGGCCCACCUCCUAUUAAUUGCAAUUUUUUAAUUUGAAAGCAUGCUGAUUAAGAGACUGGGGGAAAUGGAGUGCUCCUCAUGUGCUGCUGUGUGCUGAAUGGCAAAGCAUCAUUCCUUCAUCCAAACCAAACGUGAUCCCUCCUGCAUUAGCUCCAGCUUCCCAGUGCAUGGGUUUGAGACCACGGAACACCUUGGGAGAUCCAAGCCAAGUCCCUCUUGGUGUUUUGGGCCCCUCCAAGCUGGGAUUGAUGUGUUGCCACAGGCUGUGCUGAUACUGAGUUGGACUGUUGCCUUCCUUGUGUCAGUGUUUGAAGGUGGCUGUUUUAUUCCCUGGACGAGUUUGCUCGGUGUGUGUGUGCUGUGGGUCCCUGUUCUGUACCUUGGCCGUGACCUGUGACUUCUGAUGUUGCUGUUUUGUACUUUCUGAUUAUAAAUGGAGUUUUUCCUGUGUGGCUGAUGUGGUUCCACACGCUCA